AUGGCGCAACAACCGGAAGUGGUCGAUCUCUCGGUGGGCGGAGCUGGCGAUGACGACGCCGACACCGUGAUCUCCUCGCUGGCGGCGCGCUGGCUGCCGUAUGAGCGAGAGAUGGUCGAGGAGCUUUAUGCGCAGGACGGCGUAUUGGUGCUGGGCCGCGGCCUGGGCCUCCUGCGCGUGCUGGCGAGCUUCGUGCGUCUCUACUGCUCGCCCCGCAGCCUCGUGCUGUGCCUCAACGCCAACGAGCAGGCUGCGACGCUGCGCCGCCUGGUGCAAGCGCUCGGCCUCGAUCGUCGGCUGCUGCCGCGUGUGGUGGACGCUCGCAUUAACUUGAACGAGAGACAGCAGAUGUACAAGCGCGGCGGCGUCUUCUUCGUGACGGCGCGUAUCCUCGUGGUGGAUCUGCUGUCCAACCACGUGGACCCAGGCAUCAUCAGCGGGCUGCUAGUGAACGACGCUCACCACAUGACAGAGACGUCCAUUGAGGCGUUCAUCCUACGACUGUACCGUGAACGCAAUCGUGAAGGGUUCAUCAAAGGUUUCUGUGGCGACAGCGUCGCGCUCUCGUCGGGGUUCAACCGCGUGGAACAAGUGCUCAAGCAUUUGUACGUGCGGAACGUGUUCCUUUAUCCGAGAUUUCACGUUGCGAUUAACGCGUGCUUGGAGAAGCACCAGCCAGAAGUGUACGAGAUUGAAGUGGCGUUUUCACCUUCAAUGAAGAUCAUGCAGGAGGCGCUGCUUGUGGCGCUUGAGGCUACGGUGAAGGAGUUGCAACGCAGCACCAAGUCACUGGAUGCGGCGGACCUCACAAUGGACAAGGCGCUGGCCAAGUCGUUCAGCAGCUUCAUUCGACGACAAUUGGACCCGUUGUGGCAUAAACUGCCCGUCAAAACGAAGCAACUCGUGGGAGAUCUCGCGACGCUCCGUCAAUUGCUGGCAUAUCUCCCACGUUAUGACGCCAUCUCGUACUACUCAUUCUUGGUGAACUAUCAAACUAUGAACGGCCAGCAGCGCUUUCCGUCGCCGUGGUUGUUCACUGAUGCUGCAGACCGCCUUCUGACUGCAGCGAAAGAGCGCCUUUGCCAGAUUGUGAAUUCUACGACCAAGAAACCGGUAAAUCUUCGUCAGUUUACUGCAAACUCGAAUGCAGCAGACAGCGCUGAGCUUAAACUAGUGCUCGAGCAAAACCCCAAGUGGGACGCUUUGAAAGAAAUCCUGGACGAAGUGCAUGAUGAACAGCAGCGUAAGCAACAGAAGAAAAAGACCAACGACAAAGAUAAGCUGGCUGUUGGCGGGGCCAGUGUUCUGGUAAUGGUCAAGGACGAGCGUACUUGUGCUCAGCUGCGUGAGUUCCUCAGCUUGGGCGCGCAAGAAAUGAUGCGGCGGCGUUUCGGUCACUACUUGCUUCAGAAGGAAGCAACGCUAAAGCAAAAAGGUGGCAAUUUGAGCUCACUUGGACUCGAACAGAGGCUGCUGUUAGAAGCUGCAGCAAAGUUGAGGACAGAUGAACUCUACACUGAGGAAGAAACAGUCGUGUCAUCAGGAUCUAAAGGCAAGCAGAAGUCUAGUGCAGCACAAGGCAAAGCGAAGAAGCGUGCUCGGGAGGAGUCCUCAGAAACAAGCUACAGUGAUGUCCAGGUUCAUACCACUGAAGUUUCGAGUUUUGGAUUAUCAGCAGCAGAACUAGAGGCUAUUACUACUGCGAGUGAGAAGUCUGAAAAGGAUGGCAAGUCCAAGGCGUUUUUCGAUGGCCGUCUUCGAGCGGCAUGUUGUCGUCGGGAUGAACAGUCUGGAACCUCGAACUUGUCCCUUGAAGUGGUUGAUCCUUUGGACAGCGUUGUGCUGUGCACAUACGAGCAAGCUACUCAACACGGAUAUGGCGCAUCGGCGUUUCUGGAAGAUCUCAUGCCCUCCUGUAUCGUGUUAUAUGAUCCCGAUAUGGCGUUUAUCCGCGAAGUUGAGGUAUUCCACGCGACACACGUUGCCCCGCUUGAGAUUUAUUUCAUGAUGUACGACGAAAGCACAGAGCAGCAGUCCUACCUGAGUGAGAUUCAGCGCGAAAAGCGUGCAUUCGACAAACUCAUCCACCAGAAAGCUCACCUGAUGAUGCCAGCGAACGUGUACGACCUCCCUCUCCACAUGAAGCUGAGGCAACAAACUGUCGAAUACAGUAUGGACACUCGAACCGGCGGGCGUGCCAAGUCGCACCGCGGUGGCGUCAAAGUUGUUGUAGACGUCCGCGAGUUCCGAAGUGCCUUGCCAUCCAUGCUGCACAAAGAGGGGCUCUUCGUGCUGCCUGUGACGUUGGAAAUCGGCGACUACAUCUUGUCGCCCGAGAUUUGUGUCGAGCGUAAGAGUAUCAGCGAUCUCUUCGGGUCCUUAAACUCUGGGCGAUUGUUCAACCAAGCUGAGAGCAUGCGGCGUUUUUACAAAACCCCUGUGCUCCUGAUUGAGUUCACUCAAGGCAAGGCGUUCUCUCUGCAGGAUGUGUCCGAGCUUGGGUCUGAGAUCACUGCGACCAACAUCGUCUCCAAGCUCACGUUACUGAUUUUGCACUUCCCGUCGCUGCGAAUCCUGUGGUCGCGCUCCCCGCAUGCCACCGUGGACCUCUUCAAGAUAAUCAAAAAGUAUCAAGACGAGCCCGACAUGGAAGCCGCUGCUGCGCUUGGCAACGGUUUGCCUAUGGACGAUAGCGGUGCUCAAAACAAUAGUGGCGAGGGCAAGCUAGCAUCCAACUACUACAACACCAGCUCGAUCGAUGUGCUGAAGAAGUUGCCGGGCAUCAAUGAGCACAACUUCCGGAAGGUACUGGCGAGCGUCAAGAAUCUCGCCGAGCUCAGCCGCCAGUCACUAGAUGAACUCACAGAGCUGCUGGGCAAAGCGAACGGUAAGAAGCUGCACACCUUUUUCAACAGCACCGCGUAG
Phytophthora sojae is the source of this 2925-nucleotide messenger RNA. RefSeq lists its product as hypothetical. Gene Ontology annotation, cellular component: nucleotide-excision repair factor 1 complex. The record is from RefSeq and is a predicted model, not a curated record. Gene Ontology annotation, biological process: nucleotide-excision repair involved in interstrand cross-link repair; double-strand break repair via homologous recombination; resolution of meiotic recombination intermediates. Gene Ontology annotation, molecular function: single-stranded DNA binding; damaged DNA binding; single-stranded DNA endonuclease activity. Lineage: Eukaryota; Oomycota; Peronosporomycetes; Peronosporales; Peronosporaceae. Bases 1 to 2925 code for a protein of 974 amino acids. The transcript has a single exon.